AUGGAAAGUGGACUUCUGACAGAUGCAGGCCAGAUUGCACAAAAUGGAGGUAUAUGUGCAAUUCCGGGACAAUUGCAUAAAAAUUUGGGCUUUUUGAGCUCAGUAAAGUCCAGACAGUUGCAAUACAGUCAUACUAAAAAUUUUAGGCCCUAUGGGGCCCAUAUUCCCAAGUUUUUAGCAAAAAUAGCCACCGUGUCUAUCAUUUUGAAACACCCAAAAUUUGGAAAAUCUUUUGUGAAAAGUGCAAUUGCAGUGCAAUAAGAAAAAUUAUUUUUUUGUAUAUGUUUUCAAACCUCCUCUUUCAAUCUGUAAAGGUUUCGUAUCCGUCAACUGAACCCCGACACCGCAAUUGAAAAUUUUGUAGGCGUGUCUAUCAUUUUGAAAUGGAGUGUAUUAUAUGUGCCGCCGACUACAAAAGAAGCCGUUUAUGCGGGGAUCUUUGUGUUCGUUGGCUUCUUUAUCUUUGAGGUUGUUUCGAUUGUCAUCAUAUUUGUGGUGCUGCGACAAUUGGAGGAAAAGAAGUCAAGCUUUUCGAAGGAAACCUACCGACUUCACAAACAGCUGACUGUAGCGUUGGGGGUUCAGGUAGGAUUUGAUAAAUAUAGCCCUGCAACUGUUGAUUCCCCGACGUCACUUGCAAAGACUAUUAAAACUUUAUGUGCCUAUGACCCUUUUAGUCUUGCAGCUUCUCACUCCAUUCCUCCACAUCGUCGCGCCUUUUACACUCUUCCUAAUCUUUAACUACCCGUAUGGCACGAUGAGUUACGCAACAGGAACUCUGUUUAUCAUGUACAUUGAGCUCUACGGAACUUCCAAUUCAGUGAUUACUUUGUAUAUGGUCAAGCCGUACCGAGCAUAUCUCAAAUCAAAGGGGAGUGCGUUUAUUAAGCGAAUUACCUUUGGUAAAUUCGGAAAUGAACCCGAACAUGUCAUGGUGAUGGCUACGGAGAGCACUAUCAACACUUCCAUGUACUAA
Messenger RNA from Bursaphelenchus xylophilus (pine wood nematode), 976 nucleotides. NCBI's taxonomy places the organism in Eukaryota, Metazoa, Nematoda, Chromadorea, Rhabditida, Aphelenchoididae. The record is from the annotation of a GenBank genome assembly.